UUGUUUCAAUUUCCAAAGCGAAGCUGGUCACCAGCAGUUGAUGGAAUUUGUAGCCGGUAAUGUUCUAAUCUACAGCAUUAUAACGACUUUUUUUGGCACAACAGAGAAUGCACAAACCAACACAUACUAUUGAUGCAAACUUUUAAAAGUUACUUGUGUUGUAUUUCAGCAGAGCGGUGGUGCUACCCAUUGCGAAAACGUUUUGAUUUGCCAGGCAUUGCAUCAACGUUGAACAAUUCCGAGUUCAAUAAGGUGUGGUGGUGUUCUUCUAUCAGCGACGCGUUAAAAUACAAGAUAUUUUGGGCAAGACAGACGUGGCUUUGCUACAAAGUAGAGCCACUCGCUGUGUCUCCGGGUUUUUUUUUUCUUUCUUUUUAAACCUCAUUUUGAUUGCAAUUUGAACGAUUCAACGCUGCCCGGGGCGGGUCUCAUGGGUCCGGACAGGGAUGGCCUCAAUGCGCAUGUGCACAGUCAGCUCCGUUCUAAAGCACGAAACACAAUCUGUAGCGAGCGUUGUAGAAAAGCAUCGAAAGAAAAUACAUUUGAAACACUGGAAACAUUAAAACGUUUUGAAAAUAAAUAAAGCAAUAUGGCUGUUUGAGUGGAAAAUGGACGAUAGUGAAAAUACCACGGAUACCAGAGACGAGUUCCGGAAUUAAAACUAGCGAGAAAGAAUCUGGAGAAGCCACACGACCUGUCUGCAGAAACAGGAAAACCUACAUGUCGUAAAUACAAGGAGCAACUGCGGGCAGUCUGACACAGUAGUCAUGUUUAUAACCAAUGUGGACUUCGUACCCGAAUUGACUGUGUGAAGCUAGCUGAGUUACAGCAGAAUUUUCAUCCGAGAAACAACAAGCGGCCUGGAAACGCAACUGAUAAUAACCAAGCUGCUACUGGAUAUACACAAACUUAUCAUAAGUACAGUGCUAAGACAGACAGUCAGCCGUUUCAAAGGAGCUGUGUACUGUUGUUCAUGCCAACACUGAUACAUACUUUCAUUGGAAUAGGCGACACUUGCAAUAGCUGAGAGAACAUUAAACUUGACAUUAUUUAAUUAAUAAAUGCAAUCGCCCUUUCCUGGAGCUGGGACUCGUUCCGCGAGGUGUUCGCACACAGAACACCAUAAAUAUGGAAUUUAUUGUGAUUUAAAUAUCUAUUAGGCAUAACAUCAGUUUAGUUAGUCAUAUUUAACAUAGGCUUGAUUGUUUAGUGAUGUGUUUGGGAUUCCCCAGGAAGCCGGGGAAUAAUGUCUGAAGUGAGACGGUGUCGGCUUUCAAUUUGAGGCGAAACAAUUAAGGCGUUAUAAAAAAUAUUAACGUUUUAUUUUCUACCAAAUCGUAUGUGUCUGCUUUACCUAAGCGAAACACAACAAAGUGAUUGAACGUCAAAAACCGAAGUGAAAAUGUGUAAACCGUGCUGGAAAGGAGAUUUGAAAACUUAAAUAGCUGAAGUUUUUUGUUGUUGUUCUUUCUGUACAUAUAGACUACAUAAAGACUGUCCAUUUUCUUUUACAAUACAUUGGUUCAUUUGGUAAUACAAUGGCCCGAAACGGACUGCGGGCCGACUCACAGAAUUUGAGAGGGACCAGUGAAAACCUUUCGGAACGAGAGAGCAGCUCCAUCGGAUCCGAUUCGGAGAUCAACGGUUUCACCACAGAGAAACAGACUGAUAAAUACGGGUUCAUCGGAGGGGCGCAGCAGCACACUGAGGAAUCAGCUCAGGAUGUCCCCCCGGAGGUGGUGAGAGAGAGGGAAGUCAAGUGGCUGGACAUGCUCAACAGCUGGGACAAGUGGAUGGCAAAGAGACACAAGAAGAUCAAGCUGCGGUGUCAGAAGGGGAUCCCACCCUCGCUGCGCGGCCGGGCCUGGCUCUACCUGUCUGGGGGGAAGGUCAAAUUGGAGCAGAACCACGGCAAGUUCCAGGAGCUGGACAGUAAGCCAGGGGAUCCCAAGUGGCUGGACGUCAUUGAGAAGGACCUUCACCGACAGUUCCCAUUCCACGAGAUGUUUGUGUCGCGAGGGGGCCAUGGACAACAAGACCUGUACCGGGUGCUGAAGGCCUACACACUGUACCGUCCGGAGGAGGGCUAUUGCCAGGCCCAGGCUCCCAUUGCAGCAGUGCUGCUCAUGCACAUGCCUGCGGAGGAAGCAUUCUGGGGCCUGGUUCAGAUCUGUGAGAAGUACCUCCCUGGAUACUAUAGUGCUGGAUUGGAGGCGAUUCAGCUGGAUGGGGAGAUCCUGUUUGCCCUCCUCCGCAGGGUCUCCACAGUGGCCUACAAGCACCUGAAGAAGCACAAGAUCGACCCCGUCCUGUACAUGACAGAGUGGUUCAUGUGUGCCUUCUCCCGCACCCUGCCCUGGGCCUCCGUGCUGCGCGUCUGGGACAUGUUCUUCUGUGAAGGAGUGAAGAUCAUAUUCAGGGUGGGGCUGGUCCUGCUGAAGAACAUGCUGGGCUCCUCUGACAAGCUGAAGGUUUGCCAGGGCCUGUACGAGACCAUGGAGCUGCUGAGAACCGUGGAGCCCAGAUACAUGCAGGAGGGCUUCCUGAUGAGAGAGAUAAUCGAGCUGCAGGUGUCGGAGCGCGACAUUGAGAAGGAGCACCUGGUGCAGCUGAAGCGCUGGAAGGAGACGCACGGAGAGCUGCGCUGCAAGUCCCCUCCCAGAAUGCAUGGUGCCCGGGCCAUCAUGAUCGCCGAUCCACCCACCCACAAAGACCUGCUCCAGGCUCCCACUAUCAUCGUGGAGCCCCCCCUGGAAGACGCCAGCUCUAAACAGAAGAAGAAAGGGAAGAACAAACGAGAGCCCCCCAGCAAUCCCACCACAGAGACCCUGAGCCCUGCCCACCCUCCAAGCCCCACCCUCCAGAAAGACACUCCCCUGCAGCAGUCCAACCAGAGCCUAAGCUCCAGCAGCACUGAGCAGGACACCUACCUGUAGCCCUUCUAUUGUGAGCCGUGUUACCACAUCCUGUUCCCAUUCAAAGGUUUCAUCAAAAGGGGCAGGAUCGCCCCCAACUGACGCCACUGUUAUGGAAUCCCUCAGGACUCCCUGUAUUCUAUCGAUUAUUUUAUAUUAUACUCCCUGUUCCAUCAGGGUAUCCCCACUAAUUAACUGUCCAUUAAUUAGAAACUUCUGCUUCUCAUUUCCUACCAGCCUUGGGGCAUAUUGCUGCCUGCGUGGCUUUGUCACCUAGUGCUGCGAGAGAUUUAGUUCAUUUAGUAUUUAACAACUCUGAAGUCUGUUCAUCUGUACGCUGGGGAUCUUUCCACUCGUAGUGAAUAAGAAUGCCAACACCUGCUCAUAUAUGGAAUAGCUCCCUGUCAAGGUGCCAAUAAACCCAUGAUAUGGUGACAUUUAAAAAUGAUCCAGGUAUACAGGUAUUUGAAACAAUAGCUGAUUUUGAAUGUAACAGAGGUUCUGGGCAUCUCGUGCAGCAUUCGCUUGUCUGCAGUUUGUGUGCCUCUGGUGGAACAGGAGGGAAUGAAGCUGCUACCUGGAUGUGGUUAAGCUCAGGGUGUCUUGACAAAGUGUCUCCUGAUGGCUUGUAUAGGUGUAAAAUACCAGGUACCAGCACCUGACCUUUUCUGCCACGUUCUUUAAAUGGAAUCGUGUGUAGCUAUCCCACAGUGAUGGAAGUACCUGGGUAUCUCCUUUUCUGCCACGUUCUUUAAAUGGAGUCGUGUGUAGCUAUCCCACAGUGAUGGAAGUAGCUGGCUAUCUCCUUUUCUGCCACGUUCUUUAAAUGGAAUCGUGUGUAGCUAUCCCACAGUGAUGGAAGUAGCUGGGUAUCUCCUUUUCUGCCACGUUCUUUAAAUGGAAUCGUGUGUAGCUAUCCCACAGUGAUGGAAGUAGCCCACAGAACACAUGUUGUGAAUGGCAGACGCACCUCCAAUAAGCAGCCACAAAUGCCCCCAUUUUGGUGUUUACCCAGAUCCGUAUCUCGUACUCUUUUGGGAACUUGAAAGGAUUUUUCUCCAUGGUAGUUGGUUGUAAUUGGUAUUUUCCCACACCCACACGCCCUCACACACACACACAACCUCACACACAGACACACACAUGCACAUUCACACCCACACCCACAGACACACACACACUCCCCAAACAAACACAGGCUUUUGAGUGUUUAGAGAAGAUACUUGCUUUAUUAACUCAAUCUAGAAAGGUUUUUAACCUAUGAGGAAAGACUGUAUUUUAGCAUCUCAAAAAUAGCAAUGGAAACUGUUGUUUUUGUGUGUGUGUGUGUGUGUGUGUGCGUGGUUGAAGAGGUGGUAGUAAGGGUGUGAAUUGGAUCAAGGCUGUCAGAUACCCAGUCGUAUAUGUUAUAGCUUUCUGAACUAUAUAGAUUUUUUUGUUUUGUUUCUUCAAAUACAUGGUAUAGAAUUAAAACAUAAGCUCAUGCACUUUGAUACUGGAUGUAUGAUUCAAUGCACAAGCAACAAAAGAAACCCGUGACGAGAGUUCUUUGAAAAUGGUCAUGCGCAUGUAUAUUUAAUGUGUUAGGUGCAUGAAAGAGUGACAGACACAAUCUGGAUGUGGCUUGUUUUCAAGUUCAGCCUGUCACUACUUCAAGCAAACUUCAGCUCCAUGUAAUUAUUUCCAGUGGAAUCUGAACUGGUCUCUUUACACAAAGUAUCCAGUGGAUGAAAGGAAUUUUUUAGGUUGGUUCCCCCUAGUGGUUGAAGUGGGGUAUGACUGCUUUUCUAAAGUGAAAUAAAACAAGACUUUCAACAUUUAUUUUUCAGGGGUUCACAGAAUCGUGUUCUUUUAUUGAAACAUAAUAUUCAGUCUGACCAGUGAUCUCAUUGUCUGAUCAAAUGUGGCCAGGCGGAGAUUUCCAACUUAAGAAAAACCCCAACAAAUAAAACAGGUGUCCGUCAUACCAGACUCUUGUUGACUUUAUUAUGGUAUUUUGUGAGCCUCUGAAAAACAAACAAGUCUAAAUAAAACACACAACCAAAAUAGGAUAAACUCCUAUCCUGAGAGGGGUUGUCUCAUCAAUUGAAUUAAAUAAUGGCCAGGAAAAUAAUUUCCAUAGCAUUAGCACAGUGUUCUGUUUUUGUGAUCUCAGCAGCCACCAUAUACACAUUUGUAUAGAACACUGUUCAACGCAUGAUGAUCUAAACAGCGGGCUCCUCUUACCUGCAGUCACUCAGGGCUGGGAACAACUGCAGCUUUUCAAAACGUUUAUUUAGAUCCGCAGACAUGUGACAUGCAGUCAUUUACUUGUCACACUGUAUCUGUAUGUUACCCCUGGGGGUCUGAUCUCAAAGCAUUGAACUCCAGGCUUUAUCUUCUAUUUACAGAGCAUUCUUAUGGUGCUGAGAAUCUUUUGGUUCCUUUUUUUUUGUCAGUUCAGAAUUUGCUGUAAGUCACUCAGUCUGUUUGCAACUAGACCACUGGAAGGGAUCUUGACCAGCAGUAGCAAAUUGUCAUAUAUAGUAUUGAGUGAGAAUAUUAAAAUUAAAUUUAAAACCUGUGUUUAUAAAGUACCACAUCAUUUGUAUUCCUGGUUUUGUAACAGAAGUUAAGAGCUUGAGAACAGGCCUCAUAAUGUGCAAGUGGAAGUUCUGGACCAAAGAAAUAGAUGCCUUAUUAAAGAAGCUGCAUGAUCGAAAUUCUCUAGCAAACACAGGGUGUGUCUUUAUCUGUGGUGGACGGACCAAUCAGUGUUGAAUUAUUCAAAUGUUCACAUUCCAAACGCCAUCACUAAACCAUUUUGUUUUUCGAAAGAGAAAGUAUUUAAUGUCUUUAAAGUGACCGUAGCUGAGUGGAGUCGAUUUGUAAUUGUUCAGAUAUGUUUAUGGUACAAGGGCUUUUACAGCAAGGGUUACAUUUUAAACCAACAGAAGUAGAUUCAUGUUCUCGGUAACCAUUCCUUCAAUACAGACAGGCCGAGUUAUAAUUCAGUAAAGUAGCUUUCAAAUAAAUGUUCUUUAUUUUCUUUACUGUCCACUUCCUUUUUCUUCGCUGGUUCUAACUUCUGUCAUGACAAAAUCUAGCCUAGGUUACGUAUUUCUUUGACUAAAACUAGAACUGAAGAGCAACUCGGAAUGAUUGCAAAUAUCAUACAAGGAAAAUACGUUUGAAGCUACUAGGGAAUGAGCUGAUGGGGUGGUGACACAGUAAUUGUCUCAGAUGUUUGUAAACAUGUGCACUAAACUGUACAGUCUUAACUUUUAUUGAUUAUUGUGGUAAAUGAAAAUGAAGGGUGAUUUUUAAAGAGUUUGCUUCCAUUCCUUUUUUGUCUGUUUCAUGUUUCAAUUACAAAAACACACGAUGCAAUCAUUCCUUUUUCCAUCAAGUGCUUUGGAAGACACUUUGACCUCCCAAAUUUCAGACUGCUGGCUUAUUCGAAAGACUCGAUUUAUUACAGAUGUAUGGGCAAUACCUAAAACAACAAAAUAAAAGGAACUUAAAAAGUUCUCACGUUGUAAUGCUUGGACGUGAAUGCCAUGAUGACACUAAUGAAUAUAUGACUUUUCUAGCACUUUUAUAAGAAAUGUAUAAGCUUUUUUUUUUUAAAUGGAGACUCCAGGUAUUGUAUUUUGUUGUUUUUUUGUAUAGCGGCUUUAUCAAACUGGAAACCGACACGACUAUAAACCAUUCACUCCAGCUGUAUUGUUUGCUAGCUCUACAGUCUGUUGAGCGGUAAAUCCAGAUUUUCUUAAAUAAAUGAUAACCAAGCUCUGUCAUCCAUUGUGCUCAAUAGCCUCAUUAUCACUAGUCCUCCUUGUUGUGCUGAGUGAGGUAUUGGAUUAUACAAACUAUAUACUAUAGAUUUAAAAAGUCUAAACCACUGCUUCCUGGUAUCAUCACUUCUUGUGUUGGUUUUUGACUGCAUCCAAAGCUACUUCUUGCAGUACCAAUGAAAAUCACAAACUCGACAGACAUAAACGACUGAGUCAUGAGGACCAUAGGAGCUGGACAGUGUUCUUGACCUUCAGCCAGGAAGUGAGAGGGCAUAUCCACAGAGUUAACAAAGAAGAUCACCUGAACAACAAUAACCAGUGAUAGAGAGGAAAGUUUAGAUUGAGUUGUACAAAAUUAAUUUUAUACUGCACAUGCAGUAAAUUAUGGGACCAUUUAGGCCAGUGGUACUUGAGAUCUAUUCCAGUCCUUGUCCUAAAUGAGUUAAUUACCCCUUAGCAGCUAAAAUUAACUACAUUACCUGCUUGGAGUAAAAACCUGAACUGGAUUAGAUCUCGAGGGCCGGAGUUGAGUACCACUGAUCUAGGCACAGAACAGUACAUAUUACUGCACGAACGCUGUUCAAAACCAAGACCCUCAUAAAUCAGACUGCUGGGUUGGUUCCAGCGAGUCUGCCUUUGUUUCUAAGAGACCGCGGUGCAUACCUGAGUUUCCCUGUCGAUGAAAUACCAGAGAGCCCCCGACACGCCCAGCAGCUGCUUCUUUUGGGCAAUGGGAGGGGGUGAUUUUAUAUAUAGUGUAUUCAGAAAUCAGUCCUGUUGUAUUUAAUACUGUUUCUGUACAAACUCCAUUUACCUGAAAUAAAUUUGAUACUAUGCUCGGCUUUAUAAA
Messenger RNA from Acipenser ruthenus (sterlet), 7538 nucleotides. Its product is annotated as TBC1 domain family member 10A-like. The transcript is spliced from 9 exons. The record is from RefSeq and is a predicted model, not a curated record. The coding region runs from base 1539 to 2936 and encodes 465 amino acids. NCBI's taxonomy places the organism in Eukaryota, Metazoa, Chordata, Actinopteri, Acipenseriformes, Acipenseridae.